AUGUAUGAACACGAAGACAAGGAAAUGGGUAGAAGAAGAGCCACGUCACAGUUUAAACGUCAAGAAGCGAAAAAUGAUGACGACUCGUUGACACAUGAAUUACGAGGGAUUGUGAUGAAUCAGGCAAAAGGAUACAACUUCAUCUCUUUCUCGAAUGAUAAGGAAGCCGCUUAUCAUCGGAAAGAUACGAGAAGCAAAGGAUUUCAAGAGUUGGAACUUGGUGGACACGUAUGUUGCCUCGUCAGAGAUAUGCAAACCUGCAGCGAAAACGAAACGCCUCGAUGUGAAAUUCUUAGCUACCAAACGAUUCCAUCUCCUGCCGGAUGGGGAGUUGCAGGGACCACCGAUGCUGGAUUAGCUAGGAUAAUCUGCCCAUUGCGUUUUCUCCACAUGUCACAAGGCCGCUCGCGACGUCCCUAUCCAAUUUAUCACAAUGAGUUGAUGGAAAAGGUUCAUGAUUAUGAUCGAAGGACUAUCGGCUUUAGUGAGAAGCUAGACGUUGAGCUGCUGAAACGUUUAAAGGUGAAGGCCGAAGUUAUUCGAACUCGAGUUCCCGAAUGGAGAGGUCGAAAUGGGCUUCUGUUGAAGGUCUUGCUGGAAAAAGAGAUUGUCGACUUGGAUGAUGAUUGGCUUCAACAAGGGCGUAUUGUGGAGGAACUGGAAUCGGAGCGAAAUUCUCUGCCCAAUGAAAGCAACGAUCGUUUCCCUACAAAAUCUCAAAAACAAGAAUUGCGAGGGAUUGUGAUGAAUCAGGCAAAAGGAAUGAAUUUCAUCUUUCUCUCGAACGGAAUGGAAGCCUCGUACAGUAUGCGAGACGCAACCCGAAACAACGCUCCAAUGAAACUUGGUGAUCACUUGGAGUGUGUUAUCAGCGAUGUAUUAACGUUUGAUGAUGUCAAAAAGAGAACGAAAUGUGAAAUUCUCAGCUAUCGGAUUGUCCCCACGCCAACUGGUUGGGGACUCGAAGGGCAAACGCCUGCCGGGUUGGCAAAAGUAGAGGAACCAGAUGUACCCAUUCGACGAAGAGAAGAGCCCAAAUCGACUCCGAUCCAAAAAAAAGAGCCGUGUCGGGAGUAUCAAACCAAAGGAUUUGUCAUCAAGCGAUGGGGUCUCUUCCUAAUCGUUUGUCUAGAAAAUAAAAGAUCGGCGAUCAUCGAUACACGGAAUUUUCCUGACGGAGUGCCCGAGCUAGGCACUUUCAUUGAAUGUGAUGUGAAGAUGCUCAACGCGUCAAUUCUUGACCAGGAGAUGAUCUACGAAUGGGAAGUGGUCAAUAUGGGGCCAAUUGAUCGAAGCGAUUACGAAUCUAUCGUUGAAAAGGAUACAGCUUACGUAUUUUCUCGACACUUGAUGUUUGAAGGAUAUCUCUCAGUGGGCAAAACUCGUCAAGCUCACUUCUCACAUCCGUUUUUUGGAUCGAUUUGCGAUAAAUAUGACAUUAUUUAUUCCUCCUCUCAACCCGGUGAUCCAAUCGAGGCCUAUAUUGGAGCCGUUCGCGAUGGAGAGUCGAAAUUUCAGUGGAUCAUCACCGACCCGAAAGCCAACGUGAAUUCUCCACAAAAGCCCCUUCCCCGAGCAGUCAUCCCACAUUUCGCAGAAGAAUAUGAGAGUGAAAACAACUUGCCAACUACGAGCGAGACUUAUUCGGUGCACGAUGCCCAGUCGAAAAUUUCUUAUGGAACAAGUGAUGAAACCAAACGCAUCAAUUCUCGAGUGACCGAUCGAUCAACCAGCAAGGCAGUGGAUCAAGGAAGAGCUUUGACAUGCGAAGAUUUGGUGACGAAAGCCAUGAACAACCCGGAGAUCAGGGACGCGAUUUUCCGAGCCGAUCCCGAUUUAUUUGCCCAGAUUCUCAGCUUGAGCAUG
This is a messenger RNA of Mesorhabditis belari, 1866 nucleotides long. The record is from the annotation of a GenBank genome assembly. NCBI's taxonomy places the organism in Eukaryota, Metazoa, Nematoda, Chromadorea, Rhabditida, Rhabditidae.